GUCAGACGCGGAAUUUUGAUGACUCAGAUACAACACAACUGCUUGAUCAUUUCGGUAUACGUAGCUUUCACCGCGAGAACCUCCUCCCAACGUGUCAGUUAUAAGAAAUAAUGGACGAUACAAUCGUUCAAAUGUCAGAUCCUGCCGGUGGUUCAGAUAUAUUGGACAUCCUAUUCGAUAAGGACUUUGGUAUUCUAAAAGACGUUUCUAGCAAAACGGAUGAUGUUUUGAAAGAUUUUGAAGAAUCCGAUUUUGCGUUUUUCACCAAUUUUGAAGAUACAGUUACUGAAGAAAAUAGUGCUACAGUGAUAGAAAAUGAUCACCCAUACUGUUCAGUUAGAGUACAACACAAACGAAACAACAGUGAUAGCGGUGUAUCGUCCCCAUACACAUCAGACGCAAGUCCAGAAAGAUAUAACAUAGAUGAUAUAUUUCCAGACAAUACAAUCAAUGCUGACGCUUUUGUAGGCACUACAGAUCAGAAAACAAAUGAUUUAUAUUCCUAUGUUGAUCUCUCUGCUAUAGAUAAUAAUGAAUCUAAUAUCCCAUACACUGUCCAGGACGUUCAGCUCAGUCCUAUUACUGAUGAAGAGGGAGAAGAGAAACAAAAUGGAGAUCAUCUUUCGCUAACUGAAGAAGAACAAGUCUUGUUAGCCCGUGAAGGUAUUCAGUUGCCUACUCACCUGCCUUUAACUAAGGAAGAGGAAAGGCAACUAAAAGGAAUCCGUCGCAAAAUUCGUAAUAAAAUCUCAGCCAAAGAAUCAAGAAAACGUAAACAAGAAUAUGUUGACGGCUUAGAAAAGAGAGUCAAAAUAUGCACAGCUCAAAAUUCACAACUUCAAAAGAAAGUGACCUCCCUACAAAGGGAGAAUUCCUCGUUAACAGAUCAAUUGAAACGUUUACAAUCGAUGUUAACUUCAUCCGCUUCACGUCCGGCUCAAACUAACACUUGUUUGGCAGUUUUACUUUUAUCAUUUGCUCUUAUUCUUAUGCCGUCAUAUCCAUUUGGUGGUAAUCAAAGUGGAAACAGUUUAUCAGAAGAAACAAAGAAUAUGCUGAAAGAUGUACAGAAAAAUUUUGCAAGAGUUGAUAAUUCUGGUAUUUAUGGCGGAUCCGGAAGACAAUUACUGCAUACGGAUGAUGAUGUUAAAUCCGUCCCAGCAAAGGCUAAUACAUUGGCCAAUGAUGAUUUCUCUAAUGAGAAUUCAACCACUGAUAACGUUAAAAUCGAAGAAAAUCCUCUAACAACCGAGAGUGAAAAAGAAUCAAUACCUUCGAAUAUGCCAGUUAUCGGUAAUAAGAAUAUGCCUGAAGAGAAAUUCUCUGGAAUAAAAAUGAAAAUAGAAAAUAUGGACGUAACAGAGAAUACCGUAUUAGAAAUUCAUCGAAUAAAUAGAGGGGCAAAAGUUCUCGUCGAUGAAAUGUGA
This is a messenger RNA of Dimorphilus gyrociliatus, 1427 nucleotides long. Lineage: Eukaryota; Metazoa; Annelida; Polychaeta; Dinophilidae. The record is from the annotation of a GenBank genome assembly.